UUAAAUUACUUUCUUCACGUAAAAAGAUCAAGAUACACAUUGCAAAGACUAUAAUUUUUGUGUUUAGGAUUUUAGCUCACCCUAUUUUAGAGUUAUUAUGGUAAAACCAUUACCGUGUUGCGCGGGAGCAGGAAAACUUGUGUUGGCUGCUUAGCUAGCUACGAAUAUAGUACUCAUUUGUGCGGUACGUCGCAAGAAGAAUGGCUCGGGAUUACAAACCUGGUGACCUGAUCUUUGCGAAGAUGAAGGGCUACCCUCACUGGCCUGCCAGGAUUAAUGACUACUCUGAUGGCGCUGUGAAGCCGGCCAACAUGAAGUUUCCCAUCUUUUUCUUUGGUACCCAUGAAACUGCAUUCCUCGGCCCCAAAGAUAUAUAUCCCUACCUGCCCAAUAAAGAGAAGUAUGCCAAGCCUAACAAGAGAAAGGGCUUCAACGAAGGCCUGUGGGAGGUUGAGAACAACCCAAAGGUGGAGCUGAAUGGAGAGAAGCAAAUGAUGCUGUCGGAUAACGUAACGGAGAAGGACUCUGACAGUAACCCGGAAGGGGACGAGGAGGGAGAUUAUGAGAAGAGGAAGAAACCCAAAGUGUCGGGGGCUGAGAGUGAGGCUGGACAGGAGGAGGAUGAUGAGGAGGAGGAGGAUGGGGGCAUGCAGGUCUCUGAACAGGGACAGCCCCAGGGCCAGGAUGACCCCACACCAAAGGAAUCUACAGACACUCCCAAACCCAAGAGAAGAAGGAAGAAAAAGAGUGAUGUAGAGGCCGACUCUGAGAAAGAGGACGCUGCCAACAGUCCCACAUCCAGCCCUCAAGGUGGAGAGGGCCCCACUCCUAAGCGGCGAGGCAGGAAGACCAAAGCUGAGAAGAUGCUCCUACUCCAGCAGCAGGACCCCCAGGGCUCAGGCAGUGACAUGGACACUGCUGAGUCGGAGAGAAAGAGAAAGAGGACGCCGGAAGACAAGUCCAAGAGAGGAGAGGAGGAGAAGAGGCUGGACGGGAGGAGAAAGAAGGAAGACAACAAAGGGAGAGAGUUGGAGGGGAAGAAGGACCCUGAUGCUAAACGGAGGAGACAGACCAAAGAGGAGAGCUCCUCUGACUCGGAGGACCAGGAGAAGAGCAAGGGGGCUGCGGGAGACCGCAAGCGGCAGCAUCCCACUCUGACCGAGACAGGGGACAAAGACGAUCGUCAACGACGCAAACAAGACGAGCAGAAAGAGCAAAACAAAGACAAUGGAAACAAAGUGGAUGAAAGGAAAGGAGACAAGAAGAAAGAGAUAUCCACAGAAUCGAGGCUGCAGAGGUUGCACGGAGAAAUCAAAAUAUCCCUCAAGAUUGACAACCCAGAUGUGAAGAAGUGUCUGGUGGCUUUGGAUGAGCUGGGCAUGCUGCAGGUCACCACCCAGCACCUGCAGAAACACUCAGACCUCAUUGCAACACUCAAAAAGAUCCGAAGGUUCAAGGCCAGCCAGGACAUCAUGGACAAGUCCACCAUGCUGUACAACAAGUUUAAGAGCAUGUUCCUGCUGGGGGAGGGGGACCAGCUGCUCAGCCAGGUGCUCAACAAGUCCAUAGCAGAGCAGAAGCAGCAGGAGGAGGCCAGGAAGGGAGCCCAGAGGAAGGCUGAGAGGGCCAGGGAGAACAACACAGAUAACAAUAUGAAUGGUGACUCCAGUCCUGAUGAUAAGAAGCAGGAGUCGGACAAGGAGAAGCCUGCUGAAGAGGCCUCUACAGGAGAUAACAGCAGGCAGUGUAGUGAAGGCCCAAGAGGAAUCCACCUGAUGAAGAAACAUCUGACUGACUAAACUGAAGGGGAUGUUGGUGCUGCUGACCUGCUCCUGAGUCCUGACUGAUCUGUGCUGAUCCCACCUGGACACACUAGUCCAAACACCACCAAUAAGAGGUUAACUCCUAUUGCUUUGACAUCAUGUCCCUCAAGUAGUACAAAUCCAGGCUCUUUUCUGGUCUGAACACGUCUUAAACCCUACAGAGCAGUGUCUUCCAAAGUCCUAUUUUAGAUUUAAUUAUUUUAUGAUGAACGCAUCCACUAUGGCUGUUUUUAAACUGAUGGUAGUAAAAAGUGGUUACACAAGGAAAAUGUUUAAUACUUGCAUAUCUAACCCAUCCCUGACCUCACUUUGUUUAAACUAUUCUGCUACAUGGUGAAAAAUGGACAGUAUCAUGUUUGAGAAGGUCAUGGCAAAAAUAGUGAGUCAAGGAAGCAUUAUAGUCUGUUUUAAAAUCACUUAACGUUUGACAUUGCAAGAUCUUUCAGUUCUACAAGAUAGAUUAAAUAUACGGUAGUUACUGGAAGGAGUCUGUAUUACUUGUUAGUUUAGUAAAAUUUACUCAAUACUGACCAAUAUUACUCCGGGUAGGUGCACAUUUUUGUUCUUGCACAGAAAGGAAAUACUACUUGUGUACCAAAGUUUUUUUCCACUCGCACACCCAAGUUUAAAUGUCUGUCUGUUGUUUAAGUCCUCCAAUUUGCUGACAAUGAUGUAAAUAAGAGUAUUUUUGUGCCUGUUUUGCCUCCUUUGUAAUAAAGCAUUGGUUCAGUAA
This is a messenger RNA of Salmo salar (Atlantic salmon), 2556 nucleotides long. The record is from RefSeq and is a predicted model, not a curated record. NCBI's taxonomy places the organism in Eukaryota, Metazoa, Chordata, Actinopteri, Salmoniformes, Salmonidae.